Messenger RNA from Cavenderia fasciculata, 2412 nucleotides. It is a transcript of the gene tacc1, whose product is annotated as transforming acidic coiled-coil-containing protein. The coding region runs from base 1 to 2412 and encodes 803 amino acids. The record is from RefSeq and is a predicted model, not a curated record. The transcript is spliced from 3 exons. Lineage: Eukaryota; Evosea; Eumycetozoa; Acytosteliales; Cavenderiaceae. Gene Ontology annotation, biological process: mitotic spindle organization.
AUGUUGGACGACGACAAUGAUGCUGAUUACGAUUCAUUCAAAGCAGAGAUUGCUGCUGGUAGAUUGGACAUUAAUAAUCUAAGUGCUAAACCAUCACAACCACCAAACGAAGAGGAGGAAUAUGAAAGAAUAGCAAAGGAAGCACAACGUCUUCAACAAGAGAGGCAACGUCAAAUGGAGUUGGAGUUGCAACGUGAAUUUGAAAGAUUGGAGAAAGAAGCUGGUGGUGCUCCUCAGAUCACCGACGAAGAGAUUGAACAAAGAAGACUUGAAGCAGAAGAGAAACAACGUCAACGUAGAGCAGAGAUUAUGAACCGUGGCAAGAAACCAGGUCAAGUAGACGAAGAAGCAAAAAAGAGAUUGGCUAAACAAAAGGAACGUGAUGCUGAAAGAGAAGCAAUGAAACAACAAAUGGCCAAACAAGCUGCUGUUUCUCAACCACCACCAAAACAAGAGGAACCAAAGCCAGAACCAGAGGUAGAACCUAAACCAUUGACAACCCAACAUGUUGCAUCACCACCACAACACUUGGAAAAUUUGGCAGAGGAAGAAGACGAAGACAAAGAGUAUGAAAGAAGAGCUCAAGAAGCACAACGUGUACAACAAGAAAGACAACGUCAAAUGGAACUGGAAAUGCAACGUGAAUUUGAACGAUUGGAAAUGGAAGAAAAGAAAAAAAGAGAGGAAAGUGGUGAACCUGAAGUCGACUGGGAAGCAGAGAGAAAGAAAAAGGAAGAAGAGGAUAGAAAGAGAUUCCAAGAGAGACAGAAAAAGAAACAAGAGGAAAUGAGAGGUGGAAAGAAAAAGACACCAGAAGAAGAGGAAAAGGAGAGACAAAGAUUGGAAAAACAAAAGGAACGUGAUGCCGAGAGAGAGGCAAUGAAGCAACAAAUGGCAAAGAAAGCUGCUGCCUCUCAACCACCAAAAAAAGAAGAACCAGUGGUAGAAGAGGAAGAGAAACAACCAUCACCACCAAAAUCUCCACCUCCAUCGCAACAAGAAGACAGUGAUGAGGCCUAUGAAAGAGCAGCACAACAAGCAUUAAAAAUUCAACAAGAGAGGCAACGCCAAAUGGAAUUGGAGAUGCAGCGCGAAUUUGAAAGAUUGGAAAUGGAGGAAAAGAAGAAAAGAGAGGAAAGUGGUGAACCUGAAGUCGACUGGGAAGCAGAGAGAAAGAAAAAGGAAGAGGAGGACAAAAAGAGAUUCCAAGAACGACAGAAAAAGAGACAGGACGAUUUAAAGGCCAAAAAGGAGACACCAGAACAACAAGAAAAGGAACGACAAAGAUUGGAAAAAGAAAAAGAACGUGAUGCUGCAAGAGCAGCCAUGAAAAUGCAACUAAACCAACAACAAUCUAAACCUAAACCAAUCGAUGAACCAGAAGAGGAUCAAGAAGAUGAUGCACCACCACCACCACAACAAGAAUUAACAACAUCUGAUUUGGAGGUAGUUUUAAAACCAAGUAAUGGAAAUAAUAAUAGCCAUGAUAAUAAUAAUGGAUUUACAACCAAGAUACCCUCACCAACACAACCUUUGACGAGUAGUUCACUUGCAGAUUUCCAAAUCCCUCCACCUGGGUCUAACCAAUUAUCUCCACCAAAUUUGAUUACAUCACCACCACCAACAUCAUCUUAUAAUCCAAACCAACAUAACAACAAUGUACCACCACAACCACACCAAGUCGGUUACAAUAGUCUAAACUCUCGUGAACAUUCAUCACCUCAACAUGGAGCUCAUUAUCCUCCAUAUCCAAUGCCUCACAAUGCCUACUAUUCACCGCAUCAAUCACCAUCGCCCAACUUGUACCAUUCAACCUAUUCCAAUUCCUACUAUCAAUCACACCCUCCUCCACCAUCAGGCUAUGCUAUCUAUUCACAAGAGGAUGUUGAUCGUAUGAUGGAAACUUUAAAAAAAGAUAUUCUUAAACAAUGUUCAGAUGAAAGUGCUAUUGUUGCAUUUGAACUUGAAGAUAUCCAAGUUAAAUAUGACAAGGAAGUACGAAAUUGUUCCUCACUUCGAAAUAUGCUUGCUCAUUAUGAAUCAACCAUGAAAAAGAUGAUCGAGCAACCUGCACCAUCACAUCAAAAUACCCAAAAAUUACAAGAAGCUUUGGUUGAUAAUGAUAGAUUAAGAAAGGAAAACCAUGAACUCAAAGAAAGUAAUGCACAAUUAAAUAAGGAUGUCCAAUUACAUGUAUCAAGAUUUGGUGCAUUAAAAGCACACGCUGAACAAAAAUUGGACAGUGCCUCUGAACAAUUAACAAAGUUGAAGGAGGUCGCCGCCAAGGAAGUUGCUGUUCUCAAUGCCAAAUUAUCAAAGUCGGAAUACAAACUUCAAGCCAAAGAAAGAGAAAAUGAAGAAUUGGCUAAAUUAUGUGAUGAAUUGAUCUUUAAACUUCAAAAGAAUUCUUAA